Messenger RNA from Peronospora matthiolae, 771 nucleotides. NCBI's taxonomy places the organism in Eukaryota, Oomycota, Peronosporomycetes, Peronosporales, Peronosporaceae. The record is from the annotation of a GenBank genome assembly.
AUGGAAGUCGCAGCGCACGCGGACGACUACAACGCGUCGUUCCGCGACACUGUGUGGCUCCAGUCGUUCCCACUGACCCCGCAGACGGUGCUGCACUACUUUGCCCUAUCCCCGUUCUACGACCGCUCGUGCAACAACGAGCGCCUCAAGAUGCAGCGAUUAGGGCUCGACCAGCUCCAGAACUUGCGCGGGAUCGAGUACGAGCUCCUGCCGAACGCGGCCAAGCAGUUGCCCCAGCAGCUCUACGUCGUCCGGAAGCAGCGACGGAGCAGCCGGACGCAGGUUGAGCCGCUCGCGGUCUACUACGUGCUGGAUGGUACCGUGUACCAGGCCCCAAACAUCCACGCAAUGCUGACGUCUCGCCUCAAAAAGUGCAGCUAUCGCAUCAAUAAAGCGUUCCACGGGUUGGCAGCGGGUGUGCGGUUUAGCCCGACAGAAGGGUAUGCGUGGGAUUUUAGCUCCAAGGAGAAGAAGGAGCCGGUGAUUCCGUCGGAGCAGCUGCAGCUGAAACUGAAGCAGAAGUACGAGAAGAUGGAAAAGCAGCGCGAGAACUCGGCGCGCGUCGACUCGAUCUUGAUCCAACUCAUGAAAAAACACGCACCAGAAAUUGCCGAAAAGCUAGAGAACAACAAUGCUGCAGCUGCUGCUCGAGCUGCAGGGCGCGACGUAGCUGGGGUCGAAGGAGCAGUAACGGCGGGUGUCGUACCAACGCACGACAAGGCCGAGUCUGCGAGUGCAGCAGCGGCCGUCAAGCGGCAGAAGGUUUCAUGA